Messenger RNA from Myotis davidii, 3058 nucleotides. RefSeq names its product REST corepressor 3 (gene RCOR3). Gene Ontology annotation, cellular component: transcription regulator complex; histone deacetylase complex. NCBI's taxonomy places the organism in Eukaryota, Metazoa, Chordata, Mammalia, Chiroptera, Vespertilionidae. The transcript has 11 exons. Gene Ontology annotation, biological process: regulation of transcription by RNA polymerase II; negative regulation of DNA-templated transcription. The coding region runs from base 522 to 1820 and encodes 432 amino acids. Gene Ontology annotation, molecular function: transcription corepressor activity. The record is from RefSeq and is a predicted model, not a curated record.
CUACAAAGUACACAGAUAAAGACAAUGGAGGAAUGCUUGUAUGGUCUCCAUAUCACAGUAUUCCAGAUGCCAAAUGUAGUGGGUUGAUCAUUCCAAUUUGUGUCAGGCCCAGGAAGACAGAGGAAACCUAGGAUCUGAUGGCAUUUUGCUGCUUAAAUCCUCGAGCAGGGGAGGGAGUUGCUAUGUAGACAUCUGCCCAGGUUUUUCCUCAGUGUAUGGAGAUGUAAAGAAAAGCCUUCCAACUUCAAAGAGCCCACUGUCAGUACCAUGUUAAAGAGGAAAGGGGAAAGAACUGACUCCAGCAGCCAUCAAUCAGGUCAUCUCUGUGCUCUCCAUUUCUGGACGGAGGCCUUCUGGAUCAUUGACCAUGCACUUCUUGAAUCAUGGUGUGGCUUUAGACUUCAAUGUGAUGUAGCGGACCUGAUCCUUUGCGGCACAUCAGAUAUAGGAAACGUGCAGUGGAUGAAUAUAUUGCCAUUGCAAAGGAGAAACAUGGCUACAAUGUGGAACAGGCACUUGGCAUGUUGUUCUGGCAUAAACAUAACAUUGAGAAGUCCCUUGCUGAUCUCCCUAAUUUUACUCCCUUUCCGGAUGAGUGGACAGUAGAAGAUAAAGUCCUAUUUGAACAAGCCUUUAGUUUUCAUGGGAAGAGCUUUCACAGGAUUCAACAAAUGCUUCCAGAUAAGACCAUUGCUAGUCUUGUAAAAUAUUACUAUUCCUGGAAAAAAACUCGAUCUAGGACAAGCUUGAUGGAUCGCCAGGCUCGGAAACUAGCUAAUAGACAUAAUCAGGGUGACAGUGAUGAUGAUGUGGAAGAAACACAUCCAAUGGAUGGAAACGAUAGUGAUUAUGAUCCCAAAAAAGAAGCCAAAAAAGAGGGUAAUACCGAGCAACCUGUCCAAACUAGCAAGAUUGGACUUGGAAGGAGAGAGUAUCAGAGUUUACAACACCGCCAUCAUUCUCAGCGUUCUAAGUGCCGUCCACCUAAGGGCAUGUAUUUAACCCAGGAAGAUGUGGUAGCUGUUUCCUGUAGUCCCAAUGCAGCCAACACUAUCCUCAGGCAACUGGACAUGGAGUUGAUUUCUUUAAAACGCCAGGUUCAGAAUGCUAAGCAAGUAAACAGUGCACUUAAACAGAAAAUGGAAGGAGGAAUUGAAGAAUUCAAACCUCCUGAGUCAAAUCAGAAAAUUAAUGCCCGUUGGACCACAGAGGAGCAGCUUCUAGCAGUGCAAGGUGUCCGCAAAUAUGGUAAAGAUUUUCAAGCUAUUGCAGAUGUAAUUGGCAACAAGACUGUUGGCCAAGUGAAGAACUUCUUUGUAAACUACAGGCGUCGGUUUAACUUAGAGGAGGUAUUGCAGGAGUGGGAAGCAGAACAAGGAACCCAGGCUUCUAAUGGUGAUGCUUCUACUUUAGGGGAGGAGACAAAAAGUGCUUCUAAUGUGCCAUCAGGGAAGAGCACUGAUGAAGAAGAGGAGGCACAGACCCCACAGGCUCCUCGGACUCUGGGUCCAUCACCUCCUGCCCCACCAUCCACUCCAACACCAACAGCCCCCAUUGCCACUCUGAACCAGCCUCCACCACUUCUUCGUCCAACACUGCCUGCUGCCCCUGCUCUUCACCGGCAGCCUCCUCCGCUCCAGCAGCAGGCUCGGUUCAUCCAGCCUCGGCCAACUCUAAAUCAGCCUCCACCACCUCUCAUUCGCCCUGCUAACUCUAUGCCACCCCGUCUAAACCCAAGACCAGUGUUGUCCACAGUUGGUGGUCAGCAGCCACCAUCACUUAUUGGAAUUCAGACAGACUCACAGUCCUCACUGCACUAAAAUUAAGUUGGACAGAGCUGCAGUAACUUUUCCCACACCAUAUACCAAUGCUCAUCUGACCAGCAAGAACGAGGAAAGACUAAUCCUUCCUAGAUACUGAGGCUGGAACUGAGGCAGUGGGCUAGCGUAGUGGAUGUCUAAGAAAUUUUUUAGUUCACACAACUGAGAUGUUGUAUAAGAAAAAGCCUACAGUUAGGCUCCUUUCUAGAGUAUAUAUUCAGCAACAUGCUCUCAUAAAAGGAAAAAAAAAAAGAUUAAGUAUUCUGUAUACCAAGGGGUUUUUGUUUUUACUGUAUUUAUUUUAUUGAGAUUUCUUUAUAUUCCUGCCUCUUCAUAGUCAAGGCUCUUAGUACAAGAAUAUUGACAUAGGAAUUGUGAAAACUCCUUAAGUUUCUCAAGAUAAGGAUGUUUGACUUUUUUUUUCUUUAAUUUAAUUUUAACAUUUUCCUAUGUUAGGAGUGUAAGAAUAAGUAGCCUGCAUUUCAUAUUUUGGCAUAUGUUCAUUUAAUGCAUAUUUAAGAAAUUAUAGCUGCAUAUCCCUUUUUAAAAAAAUAAAAUCUUGCUUUCUUUUCUAAAGGAAUAUUAAUAUGUUCCUUUCAAAGAAAGCAAUUUAAUCAAUUGCAAAGCAAUUAUAUGAAACCAGAAAGAAUGUACUGAACCUACUAACCAUUUAAAAUGAGCUUAGGGUCCUAGUGCAAAGUCCUUGCUUAAAGGUCAUUGACCUGUCAUCUAUCAGUAAGAAGAGGAUCAGAGUAAUAAUUCAUACGAAUGAGGAAUUAAUUUGUUAAAGGACAAUGUCUUUAAGUUCCUUGAAAAUGAAGUUAAUUUUGAUUUUUUUUUUAAUGUUUCUAAAUGCUGUCUGCUUUUAACUAGUAGUUGCCUACAUCUAGGGAUGUUAGAAGCGAAUUAUAUUUUGUCAGUUAUGUGGAGAUAGUGGUAAUGGAAGCAUUUAUUACAAUACCCUUUUUGUGUUUAGGUUCUGAACUUAAAACUGCCCUCACACUUAAUAUGGUCUGCAUUUAAUAUAAAUGAUGGUUUCUUGAUAAAUCUCUAUUGUACUAUUUGGAUACAUUUGUGUAUUUCUUGUAGCCAACGUGUAUGACUGGGUUUGGUUUAGGAUUAAAUCAUCAACAUUAUUUUAUAAAAUAAAUUUAAGGAUUUGUUUUGUGUUAUCUAAAGAUAUAUCCGUAUAUUGUCACAAUUGUGCUGUUAACUUAAAAUGCUGAGACCCCUUUUUA